AUGCGCCAACGGCUGGAGGGCCUGGAGCGUCGAGUAGAAGUGGUCGAGAAAACAUCGUCGUCCAAGGUAGCUGAUCUGGAGCAGGUGGUCUCACAGCUCAAAUCCGAGCUCAAUGACAGAGAUCAGGAGGCUCUGCUGGCGGACCUGGACGUGGGUAACCUGCCCGAGAGUACGGGCGAAAACACCACACACACGGUCACAGUCCUGGCAGCUAAAUUAGGUGUUCAGCUGAGCAGCACCGAUAUAGUGUUCGCCGAGCGGGUUGGCGCAGUGGAGCGGUCCCCCACGGGCGACGCCACGGCGGCGGAGGAGAGGCGCGCGCGGCGCAUCGUGGUGCGGCUGGCGCGGCGAGACCUGCGCGACGAGCUGCUGCGCGCCGCCCGUGUGCGCCGCACGCUCAACAGCGCCGACCUGGGUGCGCCCGGAGCGCCGCGCCGCGUCUACGUCAACGAGCGGCUGACGCGCGCUAACCGCGUGCUGUUCCACCAGGCCCGCGAGGAGUGCCGGCGGCUGCAGUGGCGGUACUCGUGGACCAAACGAGGCAGAAUCUACGUUCGCCAGGGCGACGGGAAACCGGUGUUCUCUAUACGAUGUGAUGCAGAUCUGGCGCGGGUUUUUAAUUGCGCAAAUGUUAGUCAAACUGCAUAA
This is a messenger RNA of Aricia agestis (brown argus), 648 nucleotides long. RefSeq lists its product as uncharacterized. The transcript is spliced from 2 exons. NCBI's taxonomy places the organism in Eukaryota, Metazoa, Arthropoda, Insecta, Lepidoptera, Lycaenidae. The record is from RefSeq and is a predicted model, not a curated record. Bases 1 to 648 code for a protein of 215 amino acids.